AUUCGACGUUACAUUUGGCAGACAGUCUCGAACAUUAACGCGAGAAUUCUAUUCGGUCUUCCUCUCUCCGAUUUCCUCCAAGAUGCCUACCAAGAAGACCAAGACCAGGAAGCUCCGUGGGCACGUCAGCCACGGACACGGUCGUAUUGGUAAACACAGAAAGCAUCCUGGAGGUCGUGGUAAUGCUGGUGGCAUGCAUCAUCACAGAAUCAACAUGGACAAAUACCAUCCUGGGUACUUUGGAAAGGUUGGAAUGAGGUAUUUCCAUCAGAAGAAGAACACCACCCACUGCCCGACCGUAAACCUGGACAAGCUGUGGACGCUGGUGAGCGAACAGACCCGCCUCAACUACGGCAAGAAGCCUGAGGGCCCUGCUCCCAUCAUCGACUGUGUGCGCGCUGGCUACUUCAAAGUGCUGGGCAAAGGCAAACUGCCCAAGCAGCCAGUCAUCGUCAAGGCGAAGUUCUUCAGCCGCCGGGCUGAGGAGAAGAUCAAAGAAGCUGGAGGCGCUUGUGUACUGACUGCAUAAGCACGCACCGUCUUUUUUCAGGAAUAAAAACUUUGAAAAAGAAA
Clupea harengus (Atlantic herring) is the source of this 573-nucleotide messenger RNA. Its product is annotated as large ribosomal subunit protein uL15-like. The record is from RefSeq and is a predicted model, not a curated record. Lineage: Eukaryota; Metazoa; Chordata; Actinopteri; Clupeiformes; Clupeidae. Gene Ontology annotation, cellular component: ribosome; cytosolic large ribosomal subunit. Gene Ontology annotation, molecular function: structural constituent of ribosome. Gene Ontology annotation, biological process: translation.